Daucus carota subsp. sativus is the source of this 1743-nucleotide messenger RNA. RefSeq lists its product as uncharacterized. Bases 239 to 1327 code for a protein of 362 amino acids. The transcript has 5 exons. Lineage: Eukaryota; Viridiplantae; Streptophyta; Magnoliopsida; Apiales; Apiaceae. The record is from RefSeq and is a predicted model, not a curated record. Gene Ontology annotation, cellular component: chloroplast.
UUUUUAAUCUAUACCCGAACACCUCUGACCUUUCUCAACACAAAUUACACUAGACAACAAGAAGCCGCCUUUGGUAGUACUCGUUUCCAUUUCUUCCUUAUUUUUGUUUCCAGCCCCAAAUUCUUAUACAUAUCAAUCUUCGCAGCACUAAUCUUUUCCGACGAGAGCGAGAGCCUUGCUCAAUUCACAGCUUAUUUCAUAUAUUAUAAACCCCCUUUGUAUACAGUUGAGUUGAAGAAUGGCAACUAAGGGUGGCUCUCAAUUGUCCUCUGUUUUCACUUCCUUUUCUUCUCAGUCUCGACCCAGAUCAAUUUCCUCAAAGGUGAAUUUAUCACUAAAGUUGUUUGGAUGCCAGCUGGACAAGCCGCAGAGAAAUUUUAGAGUAGUGAGUUCGUGCCUAAUAGUACCCAAAAUGUUGAAAGCAAAGAAAGGAUUUGCAAAGAGGCAAUGUAUAUUAUCUACUUCGUCAGAAGAAGUAGCACAGUAUAGUGAUGUUGAAUCAGAUGCUUCAGAUCAAGAACAAGAUGAUAAUCUCACUGAAGAAGCAUCUUCUGCCUACGCUGAAGGAGGUGGAGGAAAGCCAGGUCUUAUUUCCUUUUAUAAUCAUCCUUACAAACUAGAAGCAAAUGUACUUAAAUACAGUACUAACAGCAAUCAAAGCAAAGUGCUGUGGUUUGUCGGCCCUGCUGUUCUUGUUGCCUCUUUUGUUUUUCCUUCCCUUUACCUCCGCAGGAUACUUUCUACUGUCUUUGAGGACUCUUUGUUAACAGAUUUCCUCAUCCUAUUCUUUACAGAAGCUCUCUUUUACUGUGGGGCUGCGCUGUUUCUUUUUAUAAUAGACCAUUUACAAAGGCCUGUAGAGCAGAAAAUAACUACAAAUAAUAGAAACCCCCCGCCCGAGCGGGAGUACCAAAUCACUUCAGUUGCUGUCCUGGUACUUAGUCUUGUAAUACCAAUGGUAACUAUGGGUCUGGUUUGGCCGUGGACAGGUCCUGCAGCUUCUGCUACACUUGCUCCUUACCUUGUUGGUAUUGUUGUGCAAUUUGCAUUUGAGCAGUAUGCAAGAUAUGUGAAAUCACCAUCAUAUCCUGUUGUUCCUGUGAUCUUCCAGGUGUAUAGAUUGCAUCAGUUGAAUAGAGCAGCGCAACUGGUUACAGCUCUUUCAUUUACAGUGAGAGGAGCUGAGAUGACAACACACAACAUAGCAAUCAAUAGUUCAUUGGGUACACUACUGAAUGUACUUCAGUGCCUUGGGGUAAUCUGUAUUUGGUCCCUUUCGAGCUUCCUUAUGAGGUUUUUGCCCUCUGCCAUCAUUACUGAGCAGUAAGAUGUGAGUGUGUGACUUUUACUCCCUGCGGUAGAGGCACAUUGGCGGUUAAAUUAAUUGGUUCUUUAAGCUGUUCUUUGAAGCUCUGAUGAUUCUGAAUAGAGAUCUUUUUAGCAAAAUUUUUAGUGUAUCAUUUAGCUGACAGAGAAGUGACUGUUGCUGUUUACAGUGAAUGUUGGCCUCUCAUGGAGGCACGGAAGCAGUUUUAACUGUCAAAAAUAAAAUUAUUUUUUAAUUGCUGGUAUAUAUGAAGGUCCUGAUUUAAAGCUCAAAAUCUGCUCUGGAGAAGUGAUUGGUCUGUCAAAGCUAGGAAAAAAGUACUGCUAUUUCUCUGAGUGUCAUUGUAUAGCAAAAACAAAAUCUUGUAACCAACAGUUUUUUUCGCAGCAAUAUUUUUGUUAGAAAUUCGUUCUUUC